CUAGGAAAAGAAUGGUGGCAUUGAUCAGAGAGUUGGCGAGUGUGUGGUGAGCAAUGUGAUGGUUGACCAUGGACCACAGCAGCGGGGGCGGCCACCACCUCCACUACGCCCAUAUUCUCUCACACCAACUCAAUCAGCUCAGUCUCUCCACCACAGGCCAGCAGGUGGAUCCCCAAGAACGAAAUUAUGCCGGGAGGAAUAGCGACCAUGGCCAAGAAGUCUACUCUCCACAACGGUUGCAGGAGCCAGUGCAAAAUAUGCAGCAACGGCAGCUACAACAGUUGCAGCAGCUACAGCAGCUGCAACAACAACAGCAGCUGCAGCAACAACAGCAGCUCCAGCAACAACAGCAGCUCCAGCAGCAGCAACAACAGCAGCUGCAACAGCAACAGCAGCAGCAACAUCAACAACAGUUCUUUCAUCAGCAGAGCCAGGAACAGCUGAAUUAUGGAUCAUCAGGAAUGGCUCAUAAAACCCAAUCUCUCCUGGCGACAACCCACAUCUCUUCCACGCAUCAUCAAUUUUCUCCUGAUCACCUCGGUAGCCUAGGCCUACAGUCGCCACAUAUGACACCCAGACAGUCGCAGACGUCCUCGCCCAUAAGGUCCACACUGGGAGCUGUGCAGCUUGGUUCAUCUCCUCUCGCUUCAAGACUGGGUGAGAAUACUUUAACUGGUGUGGGUUCUCAGACACCGGUGCAAACACUCUUGGGAGGAGCACAGCUUGCAUCCAGCUUGCAAGGCUCCUUACAGUCUCAGGAACAGCCGACAUCUUUAUCCUUCUCGUCACAGCCGCCCAUGCAGGAGCGUCUCGGCACAGCUCAGCUGGGGUUGAGCUGGGAUCCAACAGAAAGUCAGACUUCGGGGUAUCCACUACAGAUUCAUGCAGCAUCACAACAGAUGCAUGCAGCAUCACAACAGAUGCAUGCAGCAUCACAACAGAUGACCCAAGCAGGAAGCAUUGGCAUGUUGCGAGGAAAUCAGUGUGGAUCGCAGAUUGUAAAUGGCCGAAUGGCUGCGGGAAUUCAGAUGCAAGAAAACUUACACUAUCAAAACCAGAUUCAGUUUAGUGGCAUGGAAUAUCCAACAGCCCAGCAACAGUACAGCAGCUAUGAUCAGGCUCAGGCAUUUUCUCAGAACACAAAUAAUUUCCAGUUCAAUGUAAACUAUAUUGAAAGCUGUGAUCCAAACCUAUAUGAAGAUUAUUAUUAUGGAGACUACCAGUACAAUGACAGCUACAAUGGAUCAAUGGAGAAUUUAGAACCAAGUUAUUUGGGCAUAGCAACUGGACAGCCAACUACACCAUAUGGUGAUGAAACGGUCGAUGACUUGGGGCCAGAGGAGGUUCGAUGGUUUUAUAAAGUGGAAGCAGAUAAAAAAUGGACUCCAUUUAUUGGUUAUGACUCUCUUCGCAUUGAGUGGAAGUAUCGAGACUUAUUGCAAGAUGCCACGUCGGGUGGGUCUGAAGACUCAACAUUAGGAAAUCUGGGAGCUGGUAGUUUGUCUCCGAAGGAGGUCCGGGAAGGAAAGUCUCAAGUCGUAGAGAGAAUCGUAGUUCGCGGAGGGCUUUAUGAGGUUGAUGUGAAGCAGCGCAAGUGUGAAAGUAUUUACUGGCAAGGUGAAAUUUUUAUGAUAAGUCGAGGAACAUGGUUCUAUGAUGGCACCUGGGCACCUGUAGAAGAACUUCUUUCCGACAGGAUUGAGUUGGAACAUCUAACACACUUCAGAGGCCACUUGCUGUCUUCUCAGAGGGUCGAUGACUGUACUAAGGAAGUAGCCCAUUGCUUGUCACUCCCCGAGGGCGAAGUAGACUGGUUCAAUGCUUCGGAAGUUUACCUCACGUCAGAUGCUACGCCCUCACGACUUAUGCGAUCUGUUGGGAAGAAAUUAGGCUUCCAGAAGACUGGCUACAAGCUAAACCGUGGCUACAGCAUUGAUGCUACAUCAAGUGACAAGCCUCCAGAUAUUAACCACAUCGUGUUUGUCAUACAUGGCAUUGGGCAGAAAAUGGAGCGCGGACGGAUCAUCAAGAACACUACUGCGUUGAGGGAGAAUAUUAGUUAUCUAAAGCACAAGUACUACCCUUCCAUUGUCAAAACAAGCAACACGGUGGAAUUUUUUCCUGUAGAGUGGCGGUCGUCCUUGGUGUUAGACGCUGGAGUUAUUGACUCCAUUACGCCCCAGAAGAUUCUCAACAUACGACAGAUGCUAAAUGCUUCAUUUAUGGACAUAAUGUACUACAACAGUCCCCUUUAUAGGGAGGAGAUAAUUACUGGCUUGACUGGAGAGAUGAACCGUCUGUAUACAAUGUUCACACAACGAAACCCUUAUUUUGAGGCUAAUGGAGGCAAGGUGUCAAUGGUGGCUCACUCAUUGGGCUGUGUCAUCACAUAUGACAUAGUAACUGGCUGGAAUCCUGCUCAGCAGUUUGAUCGGCAACUUGUGCAGUCUUUGAUUGAAAAUAUGAAUAAAAGCAGCGACUUAAAAAAUGUUUCACAAAUAAUGUUCAAGAAAAACUUGCAAGAACUUCUUGAGCAACAUGACUCGAAAUGUUGUCAGCCAUCCUUAAAUUUCAAGAUUGAAAAUUUCUUCUGUUUGGGUUCCCCACUAGCAGUAUUCUUGGCCCUGCGAACAAAACUAUCACAGGGAGCAACCCCAGAUAUCAUCCCUCAAAAACUGUGCAAGCGUCUACUCAACAUCUUUCAUCCAGCUGACCCAGUGGCAUAUAGAAUUGAACCUCUGCUGUGUCCAGAAUACUCCAACAUUGCUCCAGUACUGAUACAUUCCUACAAUGCCACGGAUAAAAUGCCAUACAACGAGAUGCCUCUUGAACCAAUAAUAUUGUCCAAAGAAAAGGAUGGUGGGGACAAAUCACGAGGAGACUCUGGAAACAACACUCCUGUCUCCUCUGUACCCAGCACACCUAUAAAAGGGGGAGCAAGCUCAUGGAGUCUGUGGGGGUUAAUGAAAGGGACCAAGAAGCCUGCUGAUUCAGGUGCCAGCAGUCAGGAGCUUUUCUCUGCACUCCAGGAUGUGAAAAACCAUACGUUGCACCGUCUUCACUUUGUGAUGCAGGAUGGGACCAGACAUGGUUUAUCCAGCUGCAGUGUUCCUGUGUUCAGACUUGGUUCCCUCUGUAUCAUAGUCAUAACCAUUAGACAAAAUGAGCAAUCUUGUUUAUUAAAUGCAAUAUUUAUUGCAAUAACCUUUUUGUAAAUAGGAAAUGUUUUUGUUAAUGAAGCAUAAAUGUUUUGUGUUUAUUCUUUCUAGAAGUAUCUAGUCCUCUUAUUUAGUUGUAUGGCAAAUUUUAUAUGUCGAGCCACACUACGUUGAAGUCCUCAGUUGUAACAGUUGCAGUGAUAUUUGAGAUCUUGUAGAGUACGCUAGACGUUAUUAGCCUACAUUAGCCUACUGCAAUGGAGCCUUUCAGCCUGAUAUGCUCAGGUCGGGGCCAACCUAGUCUGUGAUAUGCUCGGAGUCUCUCUCUGGUCCCUCGGCUAAAGUCCACUGUUAUUAAUCCUGCCGGGUUCUAAAUGUUAUUCAUCAACACAUAUGGCAGAUUUAAGUUUCCCUUUUUAUUUUAAUUUGUGAGGUAUGCUUGCUGCCAUGCUAACUGAUCAUGAAUGAAUACUGUAAUCCCUAUAUUUACGUCUGGGCUAUGUUCCUGUUAAUAUGAACUUAAAUUGAAACGGCAUCAAUUGAAAACUUUUUCUGGGGGGAGCCCCUUUGGCUUCCCAGAGUUGCCGGGAACCUCCGGGUCUCGCCCAGAAAAAGGCGCUUCAUUACAUUCAAUGCUUUUUUUUUUCGUCAUAAUAAUCAAUGGGAAUAUGUUCCUCAUAAAAAACAAAUAUCCAGAAAAAAGCAUAAAAUAAAAACAACAACAUUACUAAUAAAAAUACAAUUGUAGCAGAGAUAGCAGUGGCAAGCAUGUGUUAAGGCUUGAUAAGAAGUGACUGAUACUUGAAGAGUUCUUUAGAGGCAGGACUCUGCCUUUUCAUUUCUGGUGAUUUGUUCUCAUCCAGUUUUAAAAAUUGAUCUUGAGACAUCUGGACAACCCCUUCUUAACCCCCUGCCUUUUUCCUGUUUAAACUCUCUCGGUAGGGGACCAAGAGAAUUUUAUGCUGUUUUAAAUUCACCGUUUUGUUCCAAUAUUGGGUCAGCCUCCAUCAAUAUUUAUUUGUGCAACUGCAUAAAAAGUUUAAAUGCCUCGGGUAUUUAUUUGGGGUGACAAUUGAUUUGGGACUUUAAUCUCAACAUUAUUUUAUCCAUUCCUUCAUCUUUUCAUUGCUGUUCCGGGAGAAGCAAAUCUUCUCCCAUUAAAGAGGGCUCUUUGAUGGUAGUCAAGCAUUCUAGUCACUUCUUCUUAAUUAACUUCAUCAAAUUCAGUGUUUUGAGCAACCUCAGCAAUAUCAUGAAUAAUGUUUGCCAUUGUGUAAAACCCCUAAAUUUAUUGCAACACUAAACCUAGAGUUUUUCACACUACAUUCAGUCACCUGUGUUUGAUGCUGCUCUAAUGUUCCUGAUAGCCAUCCUGAUGUUAUAGUUGUUCUGAAAUAGCUUGUCUAGAGUCUAUUACACUGUUGAGCUGGAUUAUUAUUAAAGUGCAGCAACCUUUGAAUGCUUUUCUAACACCUUGGCCCAUAAGUUGUUUUGUUUGGUGGCAAAAACACACAACUUCUCCAUUGCCCUGUGAUCGUCAAGGUAUAGAAGAUCAUCAAUGUGGAAUGGCCAGGUGCAUUAUCCACGAUCGGUACAGCUUGAGAUUGUGUUUGGGAAAAUAAUCCUCCAUAAAAAUUAUUCUUGGAAUAGCCCUUCAAAGCUAUUGGAUUUUGUGAAUAAUAAAUCAAUAAUGGCUUGAGACACUGCACUUCCUCCCAGCAUUAGUGUCAGGCAAUCUUUGACAGCUUUGAAGCUUGGAGCCGCCACCUUUCCUAGAAAUGUGUGUUCUCCCUGACAUUCGGUUCCAAUUUAAGCCUGUUCCUUACAGGUUGUAGAUUUGAUUGGGAAUCUAGUCAACUUCUUAGAUUUCUUUCAAUAUCAGAGGCUAUUGUUUGGCUGCUUCCUUGUCUGCAUUCACAGCUUCACCAGUUAUCUUUGUUAUGCAAGGAACAAUGAUGCUUAAAUUGCUCAUACCACCCAAUGCUUACUGUGAAAUUCAGUAACAUUGAACUCUCACCAUGCUUUUCCAUAAAGUCCAUGGUCAUUUAGUAACCAUGAUCUUUGCUUUAUCAACAAGCUGACAGGCACGUUACUGUCUAUAUGAACUUGAAACCAAAUGGUUAACAAUUUCAAAAUUUGUCUGAAACUGAAUGUCUGUUUUCAUAGCUUUUGCAGCUCCUAAUGGGGUCACACAUUUAGCACUUGCUAAGUAUCUGCCAGUAUUCUUAUUAAUUGUUCUUGCAGUUGUGGGUCGUGGGCCAGGAGCGGAGGCAAUAUGUGAGGGGCCAUUCUGGAGCACUAGACUUAUUUAACAGUUGCAUUUUCACCUCAAACUGAUGGUUUUCCUGGCUUUGUUUGGUUCUGAGGCACCAUUAUCAUUUGAUGGAAGCUUUCUACUCUUCAUGUUUGCUGGAUGUUGCUAACAUUCUUCAGCUGUAAAUGUAGAAUAAAUGUGUACAGCAUUGGUGGAUAUAUCUACAAUGGCAACAUUAACACUGAAGGAGGACAUGUAAAGCACAUCGUGCCUCGUAGGUCUCAUUGUUAUGAAAGCAGAUGGAAAAAAGCAAUUGUUUUUCAUUAAAAUUUGCAUGUUCAUAUUGAGAAAAUAAGGAUGUAAAUCAAUUCUUAUUUUGUUGAAUGUUUAUAUUGAAAAAAAUAAGGCUCUAAAUCAAAAAGAGUUUGUAAAAUGUCAUUAGACAAUAGAAAUGAUAUAAAUAAGAAGGACGUAAAUAGAAGGAUGACAGUAAUACAGUAAAUGUAUAGAUAUGGAUGAUAAGAAUAGGGCUUAAAGAUGAUGAAGUGAGAUUGUAUUUUUCUUUAGUAAUGAUAAUGGAUUUUAUGCAUUUGAACAUUUCAUUCAAUGGGAUAAAGUGAGAUACACUAAACAUAAACAUUAUUAUGUCAUUACAUGUUAACAAGGAGGUAAUACAAUCCAGUAGAGAAUGUCUUAGGUUGUCAUAUCUACAAGGUUACCUUAUAUGUGCAUCUUGUUGACCUCUUUAAUCUUAGACACUGAUGGCUGCUGGUAUUAGAGAAUGAUCUUUAUAGGCAUGUGUAGUAUAGCUUAGUUAAUGUGUAAGUCAAAUUUUCUUCAUAUUCAUAUAUCAAUUCUUUUUUUUUACAUUUAGUUUCAAAUGUUAACAUGUCAGUAGUUUGUAACGAUUUCAUGCAAGGUACUCUUUAUACUUCUACUGCUAUUGUAUUUAACAUGUAGAACUAAGGGAAGAAUGUUACUUUGAAUGAUGGCACUUCUUGUGAUAAUUACACAUUAUACUAUGAAUGACUACUGAAGACCUUGCCAAUAAUUUUGGUAGGGAGAGACAGGCAUAAGGGACAACCAGCCUGCACAUGUAGACUUGUCGUGGCAGACACAGUAGUCUUCAUUCAAUUUUUUUUUAUCUUACUAAGUGCAUUUCUCAUGUGAUAUGGUGUUCCCUUAAUUUGAAAAGGGAUUAGUUUAGUGGUCACUUUAGGGGCAAAACUGAUAUAUUUGAGAGAAUCUAUAACCUUCCAGAUGUUCAUAGUGUUAUUAUCCAACCCAAGGAAGAAAACUAGCAAGGUUGUAGGGAGUGCCAUACUGUGUUCUCUUGCCUCAAUGUUUAUAUAUUGUAUAGUACACCUAUCUGGUAUAUAGGGAAAUGACUGAGAAGUACAGUGUGUAAACUUGUAGAAAUAUGUAUAAAUAUGCACAACUGUUAAUUAAAAUACAAUUCAUAUAAGUGAAUAGUAAUAAAAAGGGUGAACUGUAGAUCAUGAAAUAUAUCUACUACAGUAGUCAGAUUUUUUAAUAUUUGACAGCUUAUCAUCUCUGGCCCCCAUCACAUCCCAUCAUCUCUAGCUCUCAUUGUCUCUGAUGUCCAGUCACACCCCUUUGUCUCUGGUCUGUUACUUUGUCAAAGUACAAAGUAAGAAAUUCCUGUGCACAUGGGCUCACAUUUGGUUCCUCAGGCCUCCAAUAAACAGACAGCAUCUUGAAAAAAAAUCAUGGGCACCCUUCUUGUGAGAGCCACAGGAGUGAGAGGAUAACAGUGCAUGCUGCAACAGCCGACACACUGCCUUACCAUUUAAUAAUGAUGAAAUAAAUAACUGAUUAUUUUACAAUGGUAAUGCCAUGGGAAAUCCUGACUGAUAAAGACAAUGUACUUGGUUCAAAUGUCAGUGAACACAAUGCUAGUUAUGAUGAUCACAGUGCUAGGCAGUCGUUCACAGCACACUGCUACAGUUUUGUGCAUCGUGAAAUGGGACUUCGUGUUCCUUUAGAAAAUAAACUUGUGGAAAAUGAUUGAUGUUCAUGAUUUGGUGACCAGGAUUCUGAUGAUAGCUGUAUUGUGGCUACAGUUAGCAAGGUGUGUAGAUAUUGGAAGACAUUUUGCAGAGUUGGAUGGCGUUAUCUGCCGAGUAGCACUAUGCUGCAUUUGAAUUUUAUUACCACGCCCCACCAGAACUGCUAAGUGGUUCAUUAUAGUGCACAAAAUUGUAGACAGUUGUAACGUUUGUACAGUAUAUAGUAUAAUAACAGCAAAAACUGGGGAAAGUUGCUCAAAGAAUAUAAUAAUGAACUCAUUAGUGACAUGAAUAUAUCAGCAUCCCUAUAUUCUCCACAUCCUUUGAUACAAGUAACAUUCUGGUGCAUCAUUGUACUUGAAAAAAAUGGUAAAAACAUAGGAAAUAAAAAUACAAUAUAUUCAAU
Procambarus clarkii (red swamp crayfish) is the source of this 7848-nucleotide messenger RNA. RefSeq names its product phospholipase DDHD1. The record is from RefSeq and is a predicted model, not a curated record. Gene Ontology annotation, molecular function: metal ion binding; glycerophospholipase activity. NCBI's taxonomy places the organism in Eukaryota, Metazoa, Arthropoda, Malacostraca, Decapoda, Cambaridae. Gene Ontology annotation, cellular component: cytoplasm.